Podarcis lilfordi (Lilford's wall lizard) is the source of this 1775-nucleotide messenger RNA. NCBI's taxonomy places the organism in Eukaryota, Metazoa, Chordata, Lepidosauria, Squamata, Lacertidae. The record is from the annotation of a GenBank genome assembly.
AUGGAUGAGCAAGAAUCAGCUGGCCCAGAAGCAGGAAGAGGCCAUGUCAUCAAAACUGGGACCAGUGAGGGAUUCUGGGAAAGCUCCAUGCAGAAGAUCCUGGGUGAGGAGGGCAUUCUCCGCUCAGAUGUGCAGAGCCAACAAUUCAGGCAGUUCUGCUACCAGGAGGCCAAAGGACCUCGAGAGGUUUGCAGCCGCCUCUACCUCCUUUUCCGUCAGUGGCUGAAGCCAGAAAGGCACACGAAAGCCGAGAUGCUGGACCUGGUGAUCUUGGAGCAGUUCCUGGCUGUCCUUCCUCCUGAGAUGGAGAGCUGGGUGAGGGAAUGUGGAGUGGAGACCAGUUCCCAGGCGGUGGCCCUGGCCGAAGGAUUCCUCCUGAGUCAGGCAGAGGAGAGGAAGCAGGCAGAGAGAAAGCAGGUGAGAGAGACUGUCCUCUGGAUAUUCCCAAGGGGCACUGUGAUAGGAGGGACAGUUUCCUGAAAUUCUUUCCUAGGAAUGAUCUCUGAUACCCUGAAGUGUUUGCCCCUCCCAUUCCUUUUCUAAUAUUUCUGCCCAUUCACUGUUCUGAAUCCUUUUUGCUUUUUCAGGAAAAGUAUCUGUUUGCAGAAAUGGGGCUGGAUUCCACUGAGGCAAAGGGGAUUCAGUUGGUCCAGAGAGAGAGACCACUGGGUAAGGAAGAAGGAGUUUUUUCUCCAUUUGGUCACAUUCUGUGGAUUUGGAAACUAACCUGUGGGUUCUUUUCAUCUUUUCGGGGCGGACGCUUGAGGCCAAGAGCCUUAAGUUGUGGACAUGCCUUUUUAUGUAGCUAAGAUACAAAUGUCAAAAUUUACUCAGUAGGUGAGACUUUAUCAGAAGCCCAUCUGUAGUUAGAGGUGCACUGCUUCACCUCUAAGAAAAGCAUGUGCUAAUGGCCUGCCACUUCCCUUUGUCUCUCACAGGUGACAGAAUGAUGCUGCCAAGACCUCUUCAUCCAUCUUUGCAUGGAGGCAGAGGAGAAACAGCAGCUCUGGAACCAGCUCAGGUAGGGAGAAGGAGCAUUGUGGGCAAAGAGGCUCCUGCUCUUCACUUCUGUCAAAAUUAUCCUUAACAAAGGCUUAAAAUGGCAUUCCAGAAGGUUUAUGUCCUGAGAAUGAUUAACAAUCACGUCACGUUCACCAGCCUUCUGAAUGAUGCUAGUAUUAUUUAUCAGUUGCAGUUUUAUUUACCAAUUCAACAUUUUAUGCUAAGAUACGCUUCUAAACAGUUGACAAACCAUAAAAGGAGUGGCCAGAUUCACCUCACGAGUCCCAUUGGUUGCACUAUAGGGCUUUCCCCCUCCCUGCACCCAUUUACACAAAGAUGAAUACCCAUCAUUAAAAUACACAAUAAAACAAUUCCGUUAAGACCUUAAAAUGUGCAUCCAUAAUUAAAAUGUACAGCAAAACAAUCCCAUUAAAACAGAACAGCAAUGAACAGGCAGAAAGCACCAGAGCACUCUGUUGUAGAUAAUCUGUUGGCCGUCUAAGAGGAAGACUUCUCUCUUCUUUUAGGGUCCAGUGUGCUUUGAAGAUGUAGCUGUUCGUUUCACAGAUGAGGAGUGGGCUUUGCUGGAUCCCAACCAGAAAGCUCUGCAUAAGGAAGUCAUGGAAGAGAAUUGUGGGAUCAUGAACUCUCUCAGUAAGGCUCCCUGUUGGAUCAUGAUGUCUGUUUUGAAAUUCAAUACGUAUCUAUAUAUGAUGGACCUCCAAUAUUUUGAUGAAGCUCAACAGCACCACCUACAGCAUCUGCAAUUCUGA